AUGAGCGGCAGAGUGGCCCUAACGCCGGUGACCAGGAAAGGUGGCGCUGCACUGGACGAGCAGACCAUGGGCAACCUCGGCGGUGGAGUUCAGCCUUGCCGCUGCCGUGGCGAGUCGCCAUCGUAUGCCUGCGGCGAGGAGCAGGUCCGAGACACGCGCGAGGGCGGCCCUGGCGCUGCUGUAGCAGGUGGCGAUGGCGCAGCUAGCGCCGGAGGGCGGGCGGGCGCUGCACGCGCGGGUGGAGGCGGAGUGGGGCCGCCCGGCCCAGAACGCGUGCCAGACGGCGGCGGCGCGGGCGCUGUGGGGCCGUGCGGUGUGCGACCGGCGGCCGGGGGUGUGCUAGCCGGGGAGCGCUACCUCAGGGGGCUGCACGACAAGAUGCGGCGCGACGAGAGCGCUGGCGCCAGGGAGGUGCACGGCGUCAUGAUCGCCAUCCGGACGCUCUGGUUCGACGCCCGCGUCGAGGCCGCCGUUGCCGCGCUCGGCGGCGACCCGCAGGUCGUGAUCCUCGGUGCAGGGCUAUGCCAUUGGAACUACAAUAAGUGUGAUGAGUUGACAACUUACAGUGUUAAAUUCAUAAUGCCUAGAAUAGAUUUUUUUAGUGGAAACAAUAGGAGAGUGCUCUACUGUGAAUGCUUAGAAUAG
This is a messenger RNA of Miscanthus lutarioriparius, 645 nucleotides long. NCBI's taxonomy places the organism in Eukaryota, Viridiplantae, Streptophyta, Magnoliopsida, Poales, Poaceae. The record is from the annotation of a GenBank genome assembly.